Molecule: messenger RNA, 2718 nt
Organism: Cordyceps militaris CM01
Lineage: Eukaryota; Fungi; Ascomycota; Sordariomycetes; Hypocreales; Cordycipitaceae
Exons: 1
Coding region: 1-2718 (905 amino acids)
Source: RefSeq, a predicted model, not a curated record
AUGGGAAAUGCACCCUCAUCCGACGAGGGAGAAAAUCCAUACCGAAGGCGGCUCUCCAAGCAUCAAGCCACGAGCAACUGGGUGCACAGUGCUGCGCACGACGACUACUAUGGGGUGCCGACGACGCCUCGGAGCAAACGCGCCCCCCACGGCGGCAGCCUGGAUGAUGCUAUUCCGACCAUACCAAGUUUCGCAUUUCUGCAGGCGCAGAGUAUGUCGACAAACCCCCCUGCUUCGUCUCCCGGCCAUUCGCCCUCAGCCGCAGCAACGGGCUGGUACAAAAGUCGCCCCAGCCGCCACAGCACGGUCGCAUUCCACCCACUUCGGAGCGCUCCCGUGUCAGGGCACGCUCGGGCGGUGGCAAGCAUGAAGCAAGAUGACGCGCCGGGAAAUGACGCGCAAAAUAAUCCUACCCAGCAGCAGCAACAGCAGCAACAGCAGCAACAGCUCGACGAUUGCUGUUUUUCCUCCCCGCCUGACCUAAGCAGCUCCUCGUCGACGGAAUCCUGGCGCACCUUGUCAUCGGUGUCGGACGCGAGCCGCGAGCUGCCUCUCUACAUUCGGCGCCGCUCCCUGCAGCGGAUACCGGGUCUGGCCACCCGCCCCGGGAAAGGAGAAGAUAUUCAUCGGCCAAGCUUGCGGACAAGCUUGCCCACGUCGCCGCCGUUACACCACCCUUGCUCUCCUGCACAAGACCACCCUGCUGCUCCCUCUCUCCCCACCCCUGUCCUGGACAGCGACGCCAAUGACCUCGGCAACUCUUCCGAGGUGGGCUACAAGCAGCUUGGAAGUAUAAAAUUUGGCUCCCUCCGGAUCACGAAUGGCUCGCCCCUUUCAAUGCGGCGAGGUGAAGGCAACAUGGAUCAAUUGGCGGGGCUCGAGGGCGAGAUCAAGGACAACAAAACGUCGUCUGAUGAUGCCGCCGACUCGCAGCAAAUCUCUUCAGCAGACCCUCUUCUCCCAGAGGAGCCAAGCGAUCUGAUAGAAAAACUUCCUACUGCGACCGACCCAGACUGUCCUGUCCCAGAGCAGCCUCUCAACGACAUGCACGUCAGUGAAACUAUCCGACCAUGGCAGGGCCGUUUUUCGAGCGAGACGCCACGGCCAUCAAUUGAAACCCUACGCCACAGAAUAUCCUCCGUCAUUGAAGUCAUUGACGAUGAGCAACUUCGCAUGGUCAGACGCCCACGAAGCGCACUCGUAACCGCCGACGACAGCUCCAGUAUCUACUCUGAGAACAUCAUUCCUGUCAUGAUCUCGGCAGACAUUGCUGCCGAGUACAACCAUCUCCACAACGACAACAGCAACGGACCGCAUUUAUCCUUUCUGUCUUUCCGGAAUCUUAUUCGACAAAACAGAGUCAAGAGCUAUCUGCAGGCAAAUAACAAACCGCCGGUCCCUGUCCCUGAGACGCCCUCUCAUCAAAGGUCAUCGUCCAAAGACGAUGCCUCCAUCAUAUCGACGGCAAGAACUCUUAGCAAAUCGCGUCGCAAGUUGGCCAAGAAGAAUCUUGAAGCCGCAUUGCCGCCUGAGCUCUUAUCGUCCAACACUGACACGCUCCAUGUCGAGGCUCCCAAGCCUAGGCCUCCACCACCGCCCGCAUCAAAUGAUCAACCCUCUCGCGAGCGGGUGAAAAGUCAUACCCCAAGCAAUUCCGACGGUCAAUUACCUCGUAUAAGCUCUUCCAAGUACGAGAAACGCCCUGUAUCACGCAUGUCACGGCAGAAGGAGCAUGCACUGCCCAAUCACUCUAAUGCCUACCAAACAAGCUCGGAUCAUGUGCCCGGCCUUCUUGAUAGAACAAGAUCUACACCGCGAGCACAGGUCAGUUUCGAGGGCUACCCGCCAAAGAAGAAGCGUGAAGCGACCAAAGCCCAGCAGCUGGAGAAGCUACGGCGGUCGCAGACCACAGAGUUCAAACCCCUUCCUAACCCCCCAAAACCUGAACUGCCCCAGAGGAGAAAACCAGUCAGAGUUCCUGUGCCAAUUCCUGGUAGCUUCGCCCCCCGAAACCACUAUGAGAGCUCCAUGGAGCCGCAACAUAACCCGCUUCGACCCAUGCCCUCGCACGUCCGGCCUCACACGAUACCCCUGGUGGCGCCCGCGUACAUGCCCCAUGAUGAUGACAACGACGACACCGAGCUGCGAGGGCUUUUUCCUGCUAAUGACAACCCAUACGUGUCGCCACUGAGCGACGAGGACGAUGACUUUUGGUCUCUCACAGCAGACGCAUCUCUCAACCAGAGAGCGACAAACCCGCGGUCCGCUUUCCGGCCCCGCGAAGUCUCGCCGAUUCGCCACGCAAAGUCCAUGUCCAACAUCCUGAGCAACGACGACAACGAGCGCCAUACCAGCACGGUGGCUCCCAGUACCCAUCUUAGCCGCGCGCAGGAACUGGCCGAGAGGUGGCGGCAGCAGCAGAAGAAGAAGCUUCAGCCGCUUCAGCAGCCUCGCAAGCCGUUGCUAGAGCAAGAUCGAGUGUCGGCCUUUUACGAGCCUAUUCCCCCUUCUCGUCCGACGACGGCGAGCGCCAUCGACGACUAUUAUAGCCCCCCCGUGUUAUUUGAGGAAGAACGAGACGGCAGUCUACCCCCAAUGGUGUAUCGAAACGGAACACGCCGGGGCUCCGAGAUUGCUCCCGCGAUGUGGCGACCGCCAUUUCGCGUUUUACAUAGCUACUAUUCGCCAGCGUAUAGAAAUGCGCCGAUAUGGGGAUAA